Messenger RNA from Oxyura jamaicensis (ruddy duck), 2008 nucleotides. RefSeq names its product nascent polypeptide-associated complex subunit alpha, muscle-specific form-like. The record is from RefSeq and is a predicted model, not a curated record. The transcript has 13 exons. Gene Ontology annotation, biological process: negative regulation of DNA-templated transcription; protein localization to heterochromatin; negative regulation of gene expression, epigenetic. The coding region runs from base 194 to 1648 and encodes 484 amino acids. Gene Ontology annotation, cellular component: nucleoplasm. NCBI's taxonomy places the organism in Eukaryota, Metazoa, Chordata, Aves, Anseriformes, Anatidae.
UCGGAGCUGCCGUGGGCUCCGUGCCCGGCGCUGCGUGGGGGGCUGGCCAUGCUGCGAGCAGGCCACGAGCCCAGCGGCGGGGCCGGGAGGUGAGUGGCCCCGGUGCCACGUCGUCCCCGAGCGGCUCUCGGCGAACCUCUCGCUGCUCCCGGCGUCCGCAGAGGGGCAGAGGCCAGGGCGACGUUCCGGCAAGAUGUUCUCCAACACGUUCCGCAGGAGGGGGCUCCCGACCGCUCCCUGGGAGCCUGGCCCGUGGCAGCCCAGACCCCACGGUCCCAGCCCCCAGGACAACUGGUACGAGCCGCCCUGGGAACACCAGCCCUGGAGAGGCAGGCAUAACAGGCACCCGCCUGGUCCCUGGCACCCCCGGCCUUUCCCCGGCCCUGCCAACUUCCAUAGGAUGGAGGACGACAGAGGAUGGGAACCCCAGGACUGUCCCCAUCCGCCACCCCCCUGGGACUACAGAGAAGAGCACCAAAAACCUGAGGAGAACUUUACCGAGGACUCGUACCCGGUGUCGCCACUGUUUGCCCCGGGCUGCUUCGCCUGGUCUGAGUUCCCCAGGGAGGAGCAGCACCCCGCCGACUUCCCAUGGGAGCAAGGAGCCUUCCAGGAAGGCUGCCCGCCCUGGCGCUCUCGUGGCCUGCGUCAGAAACGCUGCCGACUCCUUCGCCGUGUCCAGCAAGACACGUCGGCGUACCACGGCCCGGCCUCUCCCCAGGUCUCCAAAGGGAAGCACGCGUCCUCCAAGUCCUCCCAGUCCUGCCCCCAGGAGAGCCAGCCAGGAGGCAAGGCAGAGCCGCAGCACGCCGAUGCUCCCCAGCCACCUGGUGCCUGCAAAGACAGCGUGCAGAGCAGGGGGCAGGUGGAUGAGGGCCUGCCGGCAGCGAGCGGAGAGGUGCCGGAGACCUCCGAGCCAGCAGCCUCCCCGCAGAAGAGUCCAACCAGUGAUCCUCAGGCUGUGGAGCAGGAGCCAGUGGCAGAAGCAAAGCUGGUCGAGCCAGAAGACGGGCAGAAAGCUGCAGGCAGCCAGGGCCAGGGCCCCUCUGCUUUGGAAACGGAGCCAGCCCUGCCAGAGAACACCUGUACCGGGAAGGAGGAGGACUUUGAGCAGGUAGAGGCGUGCAGCCAAAGCGUCCCCGAGGCCGGAGCAGGUGCUGGGUCACAACCCCACAGCCCCUCAGCCCCUCCGGAGCCUGCUGAGACGGGCAGCGCCGCAGCUAGCCCGGGUGUGGAGGUCUCACCGGGAGCUGCCGCGGAGCCCGAUGCACAGCCCAGCCAGACCGGCUCCGAUGUCUGCACCGAGCCAGCAGCAUCACCUGGGCCAGGGAACCCUCCUGUGGGCGGGACGGAGCUGGCUGCAGGCUGCCAGCCCUCGCUCUGCUCCACGCUCUCCGCGCCCCCCCCGGCCAGCACAGACCUGCGCUCCGCCGCUGUCCUUGCCAGGAAAGAGGAGAUCGAGCUGUCGUACCAGCAGUUCAGCCUGACCAUCGCCGUGGUGGCCACGAUGCUGCUGCAGAAGGAGCCCUCCAUGGAGGCGGCGCUGGGGCUGGCGCUGAGGGCCAACCUGCGCCAGGUGCGCACCCACCACCUCCAGGAGCUGGAGGACUUCAUCGACAGCUACGACUCCGGCACCCCCAGCCCCUGAGACGGGGGCGAAGGUGCGGAGCCCCCUUGUCGAGGUCGAUGUGGUCCUUCCAUCCCUCCUGGAGGUGGAAAGGGGGGUGCUUAGUUCGGGGGGCGGCCAGAAAUGGGUGUUUGCAGGCAGGUAAUGGGGUCACGGGCAGAUUGUCCCCACCCUGGGGUAAGGGAUGAGCCCUACCCGGACCUGAAUUUGCAAGAAAAGAGGGAGCUGGUUUCACUGGAGAGUGGCGGGAGGGAGAGCAGCUGGGGCAGGAGGGAAGGGAGGGCUCCCCCCUUCUGACGGCUCCUUGCUCCCUUCUUGUGGUUUUGUGCUGCUCCAUUAAACGCCAGGCUUUGGUCUUGUUUUUUAAAAAAUAAAAAUAAA